This is a messenger RNA of Chara braunii, 2394 nucleotides long. The record is from the annotation of a GenBank genome assembly. Lineage: Eukaryota; Viridiplantae; Streptophyta; Charophyceae; Charales; Characeae.
GCUUGACAACGAAGAAAGGCGGGGUGAAAAGUGGCGAUCGCAGCAGCAGAACCCUGCCCACGGCAUCCCGCCGCCAUCACUCGCGAUUUUUUGCAUGCAGCACGGGAGUUCGGAGGGAGAAAAAAAAAGAGCGGGGAGGACGACAGACAGCCCGCCAACGGCAGGCAGGCAGAUAGGCAGACAGCCCGGCAGACACACAAGAGAAACGGAGAGUGCGACAUCAGAGGCAGGCGGGCAGGGAGAAGGGCCACCUACAGCUUGACCAUGGGAGAGAGAGAGAAUAGGUACUAGGGGUGGAUAGGAAGUUAGAAUCUGAAUUUCCUUAGGGGUAGUCUAUCGAGGCGGCCAUUUGUACAGUCAUCAGUACCGGUGAACAACGCUUGCCCUUCGGCUUGGGGCGGUGGUGGGGACCAGGGGGUGGGGCGGGGGCGGUGGCGGUGGAGGUGGAGGUGGAGGAGGUGGACUCCUUCCCAAAUGAGCAACUGGACCAAGCAGUACGCCAUCGCUGCGCUUGGAUUGAAGCUUCAGCCUGAGCCUGAACUCAAUCUCUCAGCAGGCUGUCUUGAUCAAUGCUGCUGCGUCUCUAGUUCUGCGGCGUUGCCGCGCCAGUCUUCUACCGUAACUACACACGGCGAAGAAUACUAUCCUGUUGUGGACUGUUCUCAUUUCCUUUAUAUGCUCUUAACAAAAAACCCUUUUUUCAUUGUGCGAGACAAGAGGGAGAUGCCGAUGCGUGAUCGCGCUUCUAUCCUAUCCCUUCCUCUCUCUCUUUCUCCCUUCUCUCUCUCUCUCUCUCUCUCUCUCUCUCUCUCUCUCUCUCUCUCUCUCUCUCUCUCUCUCUCUCUCUCUCUCUCUCUCUGUGGCUUGCCCACUUCAGAGGUAAGUCACUGAUAUAAAACCACGAUAUGAGCCAAUCCAGCUUCCGCGACAGGACCUACGCCAAACCGUAGGUGCUUCCGUGCCGUGGUGAGUUGAUAACAGAAUCAGCAGGUGUACUCCUUGUAUCUGGUUGCCACGUCAGCUCCAUUUAUCACCCCUCUUCUUCUCGUCCUACGCGGCUGUCCUGGAUUGACUCAGAUCCUCCUCCUCCUCCUCCUCCUCCUCCUCCUCUUCUUCUUCUUCUUCUUCUUCUUCUUCUUCUUCGUCGUCGUCGUCGUCAUCGUCGCCGCCAUCUCCUUGUGCUUCCCGGGGCAGUUCAUGGGGCCCUAGUUCCUGGGAGAUUCGGGGAUCUUCUUCUUCGGAAUCCCAUUAAAAUUUUCCACACACAGAGAGAGAGAGAGAGAGAGAGAGAGAGAGAGAGAGAGAGAGAGAGAGAGAGAGAGAGAGAGAGAGAGAGAGAGAGAGAGAGAGAUUGGCAACUCCAUCUUGUCGUUGGUUACUCGUUCUCUGCUGGAACUGAAGAGGAGGAAAAUGAGGAAGAUGAGGAAGUCGGGACAUUGCUCGAUUAGGAAAUUGCUCACAGCACGAUGGGCAUCGAUCGUUGCUUUACUCUGUUGGGUAAUGUCGUAUACGCCGCCCUCGGCAAAUAAAGCUGGGGGCUUGGCUGAUUUGCAGCAGGGAAGAGGGUACCCGCUCUUCUUUGCGAUGGCGCAGGACGACGGGAUUACUGGCACGCCCGCCGUCGUCACCUCCUCCUCCUCCUCCUCCUCCCCUCCUUCCACCGCCGCGCAAUGGGGUUCUGACGGUGAUGCCGACGGAGGUAUGGGCGUCUCCUCAUCCUCCUCCUCCUUCUCUCCUAAUGAGGACGAUGACUUCGACGCUGGUCCGUCUCUGUCUUCCCGCGCUUCUCCUUCACUUCAAUCGGGUGAUGACGACGAUAUGGAGGGCGGGUCUGAGCCCGAGCCCACCAUUUCGAGCAGUCGCAAGAGAAUUCCGCCGGUUUCUUUGCCAAGUGCGUUCGGUUCACGUUCGCCGUUACCGAUCGGCCCGCUCCUGAGUUGGCCGCCCGUUUCUUCCGCCCGGUCCUCUGCGCCGUCCGCCAUGCGCUCAUCAUCCCCCGAUUCCGCCCCUUCGUCAUCGGACGAGACCGAUUUGCUUCCGCAGGGUUCCGACGAUGGGAGCGCAUCACCGCCCGCUGUUUCUCGUCCCUCGACGAGCACUCCCGUCGCUUCCUGCGGCAGGUUUACCGUGUUUCCCGUCGGCGAAGGGCUCAUGUUCGACGCCACUGCCGAGUUACACGUCACCACCUUCGAUGACUUGACUGCACUCGAGAUGGACAAUGCCACGAUGUACAUAAAUGGGACCAGCUACGUCUCGCUGAAUGGUACGGUGGGGCCCAAUACCGGGAUACUGGCAGCAGGCUGGGGAAUACAGGCCACCUUCCGUAAAGGGUAUUGCUUACCAGAUGGGUCGCCGGGGGAGCCGUAUCGAUUUCGAGGCCGUCACGGUAUCGAG